AUGGAUGCAGGAGUCUACGAACCUUCAAACUCGUCAUACCGUUCACGAUGGUUUUGUGUUGUAAAGAAAGACGGGAAGAGCCUGCGAAUUGUUCAUAGUUUAGAGCCUCUAAACGCCAUAACAAUUGCACACUCAGGCUUACCUCCUGCUACAGAAGAGCUCGCAAACCAUUUUGUUGGGCGGGCGUGCGGGGCAAUAUUGGAUCUUUAUGUAGGAUAUGACGAGCGUCUCCUCGCCGAAUCCUCUCGAGACCUAACGACAUUCUCGACACCAUUUGGUGCCUUGAGACUGGUGACCUUGCCGAUGGGUUGGACGAACUCUGUACCCAUUUUCCAUGAUGAUGUAACUUAUAUCUUGAAGGAUGAGAUUCCUGAAUACACCAAGCCAUACAUAGACGACGUACCAGUGAGAGGACCGCCGACACGAUACAAGCUGCCCGAUGGAACCUAUGAAAUGAUUCCAGAGAACCCAGGAAUUCGUAGGUUCGUCUGGGAGCACUUCCAGGCUUUGAAUCGUGUCCUACAGCGCAUGAAAUAUGCAGGAGGCACAUUUUCAGGUCAUAAGACAGUCCUAUGCGCUGCUGAGAUCCUAGUGGUUGGCUAUGUGUGCGGAUAUGAAGGGCAAAGACCUUCUCGAGGGACAAUUGACACGAUAAUGAACUGGGGACCAUGUAAGGACUUGACUGCUGUCAGGGCCUUCUUAGGAACGUGUGUGAGGACUCGAAAUCACGUACCAGACUUCGUCUUCCAUGCCGCUCCAUUAUACGGGUUGACAAAAAAGGACGUUCCAUUUGUAUGGGGUCCAGAACAACAAAAUGCGAUGGAUAACUUGAAAGCAGCGAUUAAAUCGCACUUCAAGACAAGAAACCCGGACUACACGAGUGAAAUGCCACUGGUGUUAGCUGUGGACUCAUCGUAUAAAGGAGUUGGAUGGUAUAUUUACCAAAGAGACAAGAACAACCCAAAGGUCAUUCACUAUGUGAAAUUCGACGGGAUGCCAUUCGCACCUCGUCAGCAGCGCUAUUCACAGCCCAAACGCGAACUGUGUGGGCUUAGGAUGGUGCUGGAAGAAGAUCAAUAUUUAUUGAAAGGCUGCAGAAACCUGGUCGUCGAAACGGACGCGAAAUAUCUGUUCGGAAUGUUGAAUAAUCCAGGCAUGAUGUAUUAA
Cyclocybe aegerita is the source of this 1167-nucleotide messenger RNA. Lineage: Eukaryota; Fungi; Basidiomycota; Agaricomycetes; Agaricales; Hemipholiotaceae. The record is from the annotation of a GenBank genome assembly.